AUGCCUCAAGAGUCUAUCGAAAUAUAAAUGGAUGAAUACAUUCUCUAAAUUAAGAAACCAUUACAUUUACAUCUCAACAACCUAUCAUAAAAUAUUAAUAACCCAUGUUUAGAUAAACCUUAUCUCAAGAUCAAAUCUAAUCUAAAUAUCUCUCGUAAGAUGCAACAUGUUAGACUGAAAAUGAACAAAUUAAAAUAAAUGUAUAAGACAUUAUCAAAUAAUGCAUCUCAUAAAUUAAAAUUGAAAAGAAAAUUCAAUAAGAUAGAGAUUUCUAAGAUAAUUUAAAUUAAAUUCAAUUAUACUUAGAAAAUAUUCGUAAUAUAAGUUAAACAAAACCUACUAAAAAAUUAGAUCAUCCAUAAAUUCAUCUCUUUUAAUACCAACUAGAUUAUUUAAAUUGCCAAUAAAAGAAAAUUAAAUCACAAAACCAAUUAUCAACUUAGAACAAGAAAUAAAAGUAUGAAUACAUAUUCCUAUUUAAGGAUAAUUAAAUUAAUGA
This is a messenger RNA of Paramecium sonneborni, 499 nucleotides long. NCBI's taxonomy places the organism in Eukaryota, Ciliophora, Oligohymenophorea, Peniculida, Parameciidae. The record is from the annotation of a GenBank genome assembly.